Messenger RNA from Monomorium pharaonis (pharaoh ant), 1233 nucleotides. RefSeq names its product dolichyl-phosphate beta-glucosyltransferase (gene wol). Bases 137 to 1123 code for a protein of 328 amino acids. The transcript has 5 exons. Gene Ontology annotation, cellular component: endoplasmic reticulum membrane. The record is from RefSeq and is a predicted model, not a curated record. NCBI's taxonomy places the organism in Eukaryota, Metazoa, Arthropoda, Insecta, Hymenoptera, Formicidae.
GUACUACAUUGAAAUGUACAGACUUUUCAGUGACGUAUGUUAUUUUGUGUACUAUCAGAAUGCAAGAAAAAUAGAUAUACCUAAUAAAAUACUACAUAUAUUUUAUACUUUGUUUCUUAAUUGUUAAAUUUUUGAGAUGUUAUCACUAGGAUGUCUGCUUUAUUAUGGUGUAUUACUGGCUAUUCCUAUUAUACUUUUGUUUCUUGUAAUAAUAUACAUGAUAAGUGAACGGUAUCCCAAAAUCUCAAGGGAUGAAAGCGAGAAGUUCUUCUUUAACUGUCAAACAAAGAGAAUGGAGGCAUUCCCUUCGUUGCACGAUCCCUGGAGCAUACAUCUCAGUGUCAUUGUACCCGCUUAUAAUGAAGAGCAAAGACUGCCACCAAUGCUGGACGAAUGCUUGGAGUAUUUGGAAGAACUCCACAAGUCUGGAUUAACUUAUGAGGUGAUAGUAGUUAGUGAUGGCAGUACAGAUAAGACUGUAGAUUUGGCACAUCAUUAUGCCUCAAAAUACAAUACUUUAAGAGUAUUAAACCUUGUGAAAAACAGAGGGAAGGGUGGUGCUGUGAGAUUGGGUAUGCUGAGUGCAAGAGGCAGCGCUUUAUUAUUUGCAGAUGCAGAUGGUGCUACAAAGUUUAAAGAUUUAAAGAAGUUAAACGAAAGUUUGGUUAAAGUUUUAGGAUUUGAUUACAUGAGAAAACCCGAGGAAACAGCAUCAUCUGAUGCGAUAAUAUGUGGAUCACGGGCGCAUUUGGAAAAGGAAGAAACUGCCAAACGAUCCUUCUUCCGACUCUUUCUUAUGCACGGAUUUCAUUUCUUAGUCUGGUUGUGGUGCGUUAGGGGUAUUAGGGACACACAGUGCGGAUUCAAACUUUUAACGAGAAAAUCAGCGAGAACGAUAUUCGAAGCGUUGCAUGUCGAACGUUGGGCAUUUGACGUAGAGAUGCUUUACAUCGCACAGACACUUAACAUUUCCAUGACCGAAAUAGCAGUAAAUUGGACAGAGAUCGAGGGCUCCAAGAUAGUACCAUUUUGGAGCUGGUUACAGAUGGGCAAGGAUCUAUUCUUUAUCUGGCUUAGAUACAGAAUUGGAGCAUGGAAAAUAAAUAAACCUAAAGCGACUUAAUGUAAACACACAUAAAGAGUCCGUCAAAAAAUCUCGAUUGAGUUUCCUAUUUUCUAUUUCUUUGUAAAGAUAUUUUUAAUAAUGAAAUAUAUCAUUAAAAUUAUACAUAA